This is a messenger RNA of Chenopodium quinoa (quinoa), 835 nucleotides long. Its product is annotated as NAD-dependent malic enzyme 59 kDa isoform, mitochondrial-like. Gene Ontology annotation, molecular function: malate dehydrogenase (decarboxylating) (NAD+) activity. The record is from RefSeq and is a predicted model, not a curated record. Gene Ontology annotation, biological process: pyruvate metabolic process; malate metabolic process. Gene Ontology annotation, cellular component: mitochondrion. Lineage: Eukaryota; Viridiplantae; Streptophyta; Magnoliopsida; Caryophyllales; Amaranthaceae. The annotation marks the transcript as partial. The transcript has 7 exons.
AAGAACAAAGUCACCAAUACUGAGCUCACUAUAUAAAUGCACUUACGACAGAAAUUUAUUGACACAUUCUCACUUUUUCUCUCUCCUCUGAUUUUCUUCUUCUUCUUCUUUACUGGUAGUGAAUAAUUUUUGGAAAAUGUGGAGAGUUACUCGAUCUGCGGCGGCGAAUCUCCGCCGUACGCGGCGGUUUUCCGUGGCUGCUACGAUUCCUGGUCCAUGUAUGGUGCAUAAGCGUGGUGCUGAUAUUCUUCAUGAUCCUUGGUUUAAUAAGGAUACUGCAUUCCCUUUGACAGAAAGAGAUCGACUAGGGCUUCGUGGUCUCCUGCCACCUCGUAUUAUUUCAUUUGAACAACAGUAUGCCCGUUUCAUGGAUUCAUAUCGAUCACUGGAGAAAAAUACUCAGGGGCAGCCAGAGGCUUCUGUAUCUUUGGCAAAAUGGAGAAUUUUGAACAGACUGCAUGACAGGAAUGAGACGUUAUAUUACAGAGUCCUUAUUGAUAAUAUCAAAGACUUCGCUCCCAUCAUAUAUACUCCAACUGUAGGGCUGGUGUGUCAAAAUUAUUCCGGUUUGUUCAGACGUCCUCGUGGAAUGUAUUUCAGCGCCAAGGACAAGGGAGAGAUGAUGUCCAUGAUCUAUAAUUGGCCUGCUCAACACGUUGAUAUGAUAGUCGUCACAGAUGGCAGCCGAAUUCUCGGUUUAGGAGAUCUUGGAGUUCAGGGAAUUGGUAUACCUAUUGGGAAACUUGAUGUAUAUGUUGCUGCUGCAGGAAUGAACCCACAGAGGGUACUUCCAGUUAUGCUCGAUGUGGGUACUAACAACCAAAAGCUUCUGGAA